Liolophura sinensis is the source of this 1537-nucleotide messenger RNA. RefSeq lists its product as uncharacterized. Lineage: Eukaryota; Metazoa; Mollusca; Polyplacophora; Chitonida; Chitonidae. The record is from RefSeq and is a predicted model, not a curated record. The coding region runs from base 171 to 1277 and encodes 368 amino acids. The transcript is spliced from 12 exons.
CUAUGACAGCGUAAACAACAUGUGCGCUGUUCGAUUUGUGAAAGAGAGCAAGGGCAUGCAAAUCGGCGUUCUCUAUCUGUGUUAAGGAAUGGUUGAAGGUCGUUUUGCUGUUACAUCAGUUUGUACACAGCCCCAGACCCUAGGUCCGCUUAGUGAACGUCUGAGCGAGGAUGGCAGGGUGGGGGCGACGUGCGGCAGGAAAAAUCGACCGUAAUCAGUAUGGUCAGGAUGAGCUGUUAAUGACCUUGGGAGGACAGUUUAAUGUGGACUUUUCAGACUAUGAUCAAUGGACCAGAACUACAAAACCAAAGCCAAAAUCAAAGGUCACAAAGUUGCCUGUGGCUGCGGUUGAUAAACAUUUGCUGACGGUCGGCCAUGGUCAUGGAUUUAAGAGGCCUUGCUCUGCAAACAGGGGUCGAGAAGAUAGGGUUAGGGGAAGAGCAGAAAGGCAAGCUCUGGCUAUGGUAGAGAGGUUGAAAAUUUUAGAGUUAAGAAUUGUCACCCGAAAAAAGACACUGGAAGAGUAUAUCAGGCGACAAAGAACUCUACUUGUUGAUAACAUGAAGUUAAGAAAGGAAAUACAGGAUAGGGAGAAAUCUACAAAUGGAACUGUCAAAGGUCUUUUGAGAAAGUAUGAAAGUUUCAGGAGUGGGAUCUCUAACCUGACCAAUUUAGCCAGCAAGGAAAUACGGGAGGCCAGAGAGAGCCUUGAAAUCACUCAGCACAGUCUAGAGAAAGCUCUGUCAGCUCUUGAGUCUGAGGUGUCAACCUUAGAUAAGUCAGUUCAGGAGAAAAUGAAAACGCUUCAGGUGUUAUCCAGUUAUAAGGACAAGGAAUACCCUGUUAAAGCUAUUGAAAUUGCUGAUUUGAAGAAAGAGUUGGAAGAACUGAAAAUUAACAACCAGGAAGAUGUUGAUGAGUUGGAACACAUUAUAAAGACAGAAAUCGACAAAUAUACCAAAAAACAGAACAAGAGUAUUCAAGAAAUAACCGAACAAGUCACCGAGGAAGCUAUAAACAAUAUGCACCCAAGUCUCAAAAAUAUGGCUGUACAGAAUGCUGUCAUGAAGAAGGAAGUGGAGUUUCACCGACGAGAAAAGGAAGAUUUAGAGAGAGCCACGAUGGAGUUAACAGCUGAAGUAAAUAAACUACUGUUUGAUCCCAGAACGAACUUCAGGCAGCAGAUGUUUCCGGAAUUUUUCCCGACUCGUGAAAAAUGCACACCGGACAUGGACGUUGUUUUGGACAUCCCUGUCCAUCAGUGGUUACCGAUCUGAGAUGUCCACAUCAUGCUGUACAACAUGGGACUAUUGCUGCAUCCUUCAGUGCAUGCUCGAGAGAACACGGCGGUGGAUGAUUAAUAUACCUGAAACAUUGGAACCUGAGUCAGAAUACCCGCGGUCAGCCAAAGGUCCAGAAAGAAGCGAGCUGUUGGAAUGUGACUGUCUACAGCAUCAGAAUCUUUCUGUAACUGUUGUCAGCAGCGAUUAUGGCUUCGCCUCGAAUAUUUGUGUAUAAUAAUUUUGUAUAUGGAUUA